This is a messenger RNA of Raphanus sativus (radish), 2349 nucleotides long. Its product is annotated as RNA-binding KH domain-containing protein RCF3. Bases 125 to 1828 code for a protein of 567 amino acids. Gene Ontology annotation, cellular component: nucleus; cytoplasm. Lineage: Eukaryota; Viridiplantae; Streptophyta; Magnoliopsida; Brassicales; Brassicaceae. Gene Ontology annotation, biological process: regulation of gene expression. The record is from RefSeq and is a predicted model, not a curated record. The transcript has 8 exons. Gene Ontology annotation, molecular function: mRNA binding.
GGGGGUAUUUUAAUAAAAUACGAAAAUAGUACAAUCAAAUAACUAACUGUAAACACAACUAACUCCGCUCAAACCCUAGAUCGAUUAAAAAUCCCCAAAUCCGACGAAAACGAUAAACAAGACAAUGUCACCGGAUCACAGAGACAGCAGCCAUCGGAAGAGGUCUCGUCCUCACUCUGACCACCACCACCACGACGACGACGAAAAUGGCGGAAGCAAGAGGAGGUACCGAGGAGACGACAGGGACUCGCAUUCGCACUCGAUCGAUCGCGACGACACUGUGUUCCGUUACCUCUGCCCUGUCAGAAAGAUCGGGAGCGUGAUCGGAAGAGGAGGCGAUAUCGUGAAGCAGCUGAGGAUGGAGACGAGGGCGAAGAUUAAGAUAGGGGAAGCGAUCCCUGGAUGCGACGAGCGGGUGAUCACGAUCUAUAGCGCUAGUGAUGAGACCAAUAAUGAUGAUGGCGGAGAGAAGGCUCUUUCUCCUGCGCAGGAUGCUUUGUUCAGGAUCCAUGACAGAGUUGCGGCGGACGAAGAUGCGCCGCUGCGGAGUGGUGGAGAAGAUGGCUCUGACUCUGAGAGAGAUCAGCAGCAGCAGCAGCAGGUUACUGCUAAGCUGCUUGUUCCUUCGGAUCAGAUUGGAUGUGUUCUUGGGAGAGGUGGGCAGAUUGUUCAGAAUAUUAGGAGUGAGACGGGUGCUCAGAUUCGUAUCAUCAAGGAUAGGAACAUGCCUCUAUGUGCCUUGAGUUCAGAUGAGCUCGUUCAGAUAUCUGGAGAAGUGCUUCUUGUUAAGAAGGCUCUGCAUCAGAUUGCCUCCCGCCUUCAUGAAAAUCCUUCACGUACUCAGAACCUACUUUCUUCUGCAGCUGCCGGUGGUGGAUAUCCUUCUGGUUCACUCAUGAGCCAUGCGGGCGGUCCCCGAAUUGUAGGGAUAGCACCGCUGAUGGAUCCCUAUAGAGGAUACAAAAGUGAUGCCGGAGAUUUUGGACGCCCUUUGUACGAACCUCGGAGAAAUGAGCCACCGGCAACAGAUUUCUGUAUUCGGCUGGUUUCCCCAGUUGAGAACAUUGCGAGUGUUAUUGGUAAAGGUGGUGCUCUGAUCAAUCAGCUCCGACAGGAAACCAGAGCAACCAUUAAAGUUGAUAGCACUAGAACCGAAGAAAAUGAUUGUUUGAUAACUAUAUCAGCAAGAGAGGCAUUUGACGAUGCGUAUUCCCCAACCAUAGAAGCAGCUAUGCGUCUGCAACCAAAAUGCAGCGAGAAGGUUGAAAGAGAUUCAGGACUUGUUUCAUUUACCACUCGCAUUCUUGUGCCGAGCUCUAGGAUUGGUUGUAUUCUUGGUAAAGGAGGAGCUAUCAUUACUGAGAUGAGGAGAAUGACGAGAGCGAACAUCCGUGUUCUCGGGAAGGAUAAUCUUCCGAAAGUUGCAUCUGAAGAUGAUGAGAUGGUUCAGAUUUCCGGAGAACUUGAUGUUGCCAAGGAAGCUCUCAUACAAAUCACAUCAAGAUUAAGAGCCAACGUUUUUGACAGGGAAGGAGCUGUUUCUGCAAUAAUGCCGGUCUUGCCUUAUGUUCCUGUAGCACCAGAUGCUGGUGAUAGAUUUGACUAUGAUAGAAGAGAUACCAGAAGACCUGAACGCGGGAAUCAUUAUCCUGGUGGUUAUGGCUCAAGUGGGUUGUCUGCUGAAGGUUAUUCACCUUAUGGUGCGCCGGUUGGUGGUAGUAGUAGUACUCCAUAUGGAGUGUAUGGAGGUUAUGCAUCUGGACGCAGUGGCGGUUCUGGGUUAUCCAGCCAUUCAUCAACCCAUCGACGCAGAAACUAUGAUUACUAGAAGCUAUUGGUGGGUGAAUGAAAAGAGUCCUUAAAGAUCAUAUGCAGGGAAAGUGAUAAGUGAGAAUCGUUCUCGUUGGCGACAUUGUUCAUGCAUCAAUCUACCGUUCCUUUUGGUCCACAUGAAAAGGUAUUAUAUAUAUUUCGUCCUGUCUCUGUUAUUUCUUUGCACAUAUGCUUCUCUGCCAGCACUUAAGACACAGGUUGCUGCUAUUUCUGGAGGAUGUUCGUCGUUGGAAACCAAUCUUUUGAUCCUAGAUCGAUGGCAGCUUCAUCUCGCCAUAGGUGAACACUCCAAAGCCAGUUCAGUUCUAUGUCUGUCCGGUUUUCUUGGUUAAACAAACCCGGUUUUUUACCUAUCUCCAAGAUGAUGAGCUAAAUUGGUAGAAAAAAAAUUAUAUUAUUUCAAACCUAUUUCAAUAAUGGGUAGAAUCACUGUUUUUUUUCCUUUGUAAAACCAUUUGAAUUUGUAAAUAUUUCCUUACAGUUUAUUAAUUUAAACUAUUGAUAAGUUAAAGUUUA